AUGCAAUCAGGUUUUGCUCUCCUAGAAUCAGGAUGUGUCAGCCGAAAAAACGAAGUCAAUGUUCGAAUGAAAAAUAUUGUAGACAUGGUUUUCGGAGGUCUCACUUACUGGAUGUUCGGUUAUGGCAUGAGUUACGGCACUGACAAGGGAACAAAUCCAUUCUUCGGGGUUGGCAACUACUUCGUCGACACUCCCGAGGACAAUAUGGGCUACUUAUACGCCACAUACGUCUUCCAGCUUUCAUUUGCUUCUACAGCAACUACAAUAGUAUCUGGAGCAGUUGCUGAAAGAUUUCAUUUCACUGCCUAUUGCGUUUACUCCUUUUUCAAUACUUUCAUCUACUGCUUGCCUGCUGGAUGGAUUUGGGCCAAACAUGGAUUCCUCAAUCAUCUCGGUGUCGUGGACAUUGCUGGAUGUUGUCCUGUUCAUCUGGUUGGGGGAGCUUCAGCGUUAGUUGCCGCAUGUUUGGUGGGCCCAAGGCAUGAAAGAUAUACUGAUGAAAAGAAAUUUGCAAUCAUCAAUUCUCCCACGAAUGCUAUGCUUGGGAUGUUCAUACUAUGGUGGGGAUGGCUUGGAUUCAAUUGUGGAAGUACUUUUGGCGUUACCGGGGCGAAAUGGAAAUAUGCCUCCAGAUCUGCAAUCACUACCAUCAAUGCUUCAAUUGGAGGUGGACUGGGAUCUUUGAUAUUCAGUUCUUUGGUAUACAACAGAAAAUUUCUCAUUUCACAUUUAAUCAAUGGUAUCUUAUCCUCUUUAGUUGCUAUAACAGCUGGUUGUGCCCUUUACAAUCCAUGGGAAGCUUUGCUUAUAGGAUUCGUCAGUUCUCAAUUAACAUGUAUCGCAAUGCCCGUAUUGGAUGAUCUGAAGAUAGACGAUCCGGUGGGGGCGAUUCCAGUCCAUUUAGUGGGAUCUAUAUGGGGUAUGAUAUCGGUUGGACUGUUUGUUGAGGAAGAUUCCAUGCUGUUGAUGAGCAAGAAACAGGCUGGACUGUUCUAUAAAGGAGGAUUUUACUUGAUGGGAAUUCAACUACUCUCUCUUUUAGUGGUGGGAGUUUGGAGCGGUAUUACAACUCUUAUUUUGUUGAAGGUAAUUAACCUUAUUAUUCCCAUAAGAAUGAACUUAGAAGAUGAAGAAAUCGGAGCUGAUUCAGUUGAACAUAAUAUAAAGCAUUACACAACAUCGCAAAUGAGACAAAUUUCAGCUACUAACUCUCACCUUUUCUAACUGUUUACCUCAUCAGA
Messenger RNA from Parasteatoda tepidariorum (common house spider), 1241 nucleotides. RefSeq names its product putative ammonium transporter 3. Gene Ontology annotation, biological process: ammonium transmembrane transport; ammonium homeostasis. The record is from RefSeq and is a predicted model, not a curated record. Lineage: Eukaryota; Metazoa; Arthropoda; Arachnida; Araneae; Theridiidae. Gene Ontology annotation, molecular function: ammonium channel activity. Gene Ontology annotation, cellular component: plasma membrane.